Molecule: messenger RNA, 1475 nt
Organism: Nilaparvata lugens (brown planthopper)
Lineage: Eukaryota; Metazoa; Arthropoda; Insecta; Hemiptera; Delphacidae
Gene: ATPsynC
Product: ATP synthase lipid-binding protein, mitochondrial
Exons: 5
Coding region: 450-875 (141 amino acids)
Biological process (GO): proton transmembrane transport; proton motive force-driven ATP synthesis
Molecular function (GO): proton transmembrane transporter activity
Source: RefSeq, a predicted model, not a curated record
AGGUCUGCAGUGAAGUUCAUAUACAAAUCAGAGCUUAAACUGAUAAUCAAUUUUAUUUGAAAUAAUACUGGAAAUAAAAAUUAUUUAUGGAUGAGAAAUGAUAAAUAAUUCAUUUUUGUCUCAUGCACUGUAACACAGAACACUCUAAAUGGAAUAAUUGAAUUUAAUCUCACAAUAAUGAAUAUAGUUUCUCGUUUGACUAGCAGUAGGUGUGUCUAAAUUUGGCUGGUCGAUAUUCUGUGGAGCAGCUUGGAUACCGUGUUCACAAAACGGAUUCACCCAAAUCCACGUCUGUGAUUGGUCGAAAUUGGCCUGUCUCCGUUUUGUUGCGCAAGUUGAGGAACACCAUUUUAACAGCACUUUGAGCAUAACCUGCCUUCUCCUCUCGUCUGUUCCUUUUGCUGAGUUCGUCGCUGCUGUGCAAGUAAAACCCAACUCCAAACUCCAAAAUGUACUCAAACAUUGCUAGAAUUGUUGGCCCAGCUGCCCGAUCUGCUCUGGUCUCAGGAUCAAGAGCCUACGUGAGGCCGCUCAGCAGUUCCGUCUGCUCACCCACCGCUUUCAACUCACAGAACACACAGAGCACCCCAACAACUGUCAGUUUGUUACCUGCCGUAAGGAACUUCCAGACAUCAGCUGUUUCGCGCGAUAUCGAUUCAGCCGCCAAAUUCAUCGGAGCUGGCGCCGCCACCGUUGGAGUCGCUGGCUCAGGAGCCGGUAUCGGAACAGUGUUCGGCUCACUGAUCAUCGGCUACGCCAGGAAUCCAUCUCUGAAGCAGCAGCUCUUCUCUUACGCCAUUCUGGGAUUCGCCCUUUCCGAAGCCAUGGGUCUCUUCUGUCUUAUGAUGGCCUUCCUGCUCUUGUUCGCUUUCUAAACAGCAUUUCUAAAUUUAGUUGAUUACAAAAUUAAGAUAAUUAUUGAAAAACAAAACAGGACUACACUGCCACUUGGGUUUAUUGAACCAGGUUGCAAUUAAAUUUUUACUUUCAAGGGUUUGGUAGCGAACUACGGAGUGGUUACGGCAAUGUAACGAACGUCGAUCGAUAAUGAUAUCGAUAUUUUUCAACUAGUGUUGGGGCUUGCACAUUAGCGGUUGAAUAUCGAUGAUGUUUGGUUUAAUUGGGGCAAACCUACAUCUUUCUUACACCGAAACAUCAUGUGUAAACACUCCUAGAUAUAAGUGUCAUCCCUCCUUCAGCAAUAAGCUUACAAGCUAGAUGUCGAAAAAUUUACCAUCUUUAUGUUAUAGUUCUACACAUAUAAAUUAUAUUAUUUUUUCAUCCAUCAAUGUUUCUGGGGUGAGUUAUUGUUGACAUUACAAUGCUAUUGAACUUCAAUUUUUGUUAUAAAAAAUCGGCUUAAUCAUCGUCUUAAUUGUUUCUUUUGAAACUUGGAUGAUAUGUCAGCGAGAGACAUUUCCAUUGUGUACAGUGUUAGAGAAAUAAAAAUAAUAUUAGUUGAUGACCUGUUAAAA